Molecule: messenger RNA, 2966 nt
Organism: Pararge aegeria (speckled wood butterfly)
Lineage: Eukaryota; Metazoa; Arthropoda; Insecta; Lepidoptera; Nymphalidae
Product: cilia- and flagella-associated protein 91-like
Exons: 24
Coding region: 1-2919 (972 amino acids)
Source: RefSeq, a predicted model, not a curated record
AUGAGUGGUGAUACGCUUUACGAAGCGCCGAGAAGAUACAAUGCCGCCAAGAUGAGAGUCCACGAUUAUUUAUAUGAUUCUGCCUUCAUUGUAUCCGGCGCCAGGGAUUACGCGAGAACCGCUUUUAAAGCAGCCAUGGCUUCUGCCCAAGUUAUCAUUCAGCCCGUAUACAAAACAAUGUUCUCGGAGCUGCGACAGUUUCCUAGGAUUCAAGUUGUGUACCACCCCAACUGUCGCCUGCCGCACCACGUGGACCGAUCAUACGGUGCACACUUGACCAAAGUGAGGGAAAUGCGUGCGGUACCAUCGCCAGACCUGACUGGGAAGGACCGAUACAAAUAUAGUGCAGUACCAAAAAAAUUGCUGCCCAUAAAGAGUGCCAGUCCAGAAUUCCAUCCACCUUCCUUGCUGAAGACUCCUGCGCCGACCAAACCAAUGAAUAAGGGGACCCAAAGUGUAUUCAGGGAGUCAUCAGCGCAGACACGUCCGUGGCAACCGGACGCGCGGCUGGCAGAGGGUUGUGAAAACACUCCCGAAGUUAUGUACCUGGAUAAACUGGAAUGGGGUCCAGGUAUUCCGUACCGUACUGGGGACUUGCCAGCCGAUUUUCAUACUACGGAAAUUAUAAAUAAAAUGCGUCACGCUCGCAAGUGGACGGAGCUGGUGGAGAAGGGUCGGUUCCCGCGCUGGAUGAAGAAACAGGACGCGAUUAUCAGCGAUAUCGAAACCAAAGAUUGGAUCUUCAGGGAAGCUGAAAUCGACGAGCUCCAGGAUAUUCGUCUAUCGCUACUCCAGAAGCUGAAAGCCGACCAGCAAAAUAAGAACACGACCCGCGUUGGCGCGAAAUUGACCAAGCUUUGGAAUCGCAAGAAAACUGACAUGGAACGCAAGAUAGAACUCAUUAGGAAGACCAGGGACCGAGAAAUACGAAAGCUGUCAACUCUUCACGGCCGCGGGGGCAGAGCAGGCCUCGUGCAGUCUUUGCGCGCAGCAAGGGGAGCAGGGUCCGCUAUUACUGCUGCCCAAGACCCAAACUCAGACCUGUACGCGCCAAGGGCGAUGCACGGGUACCAGGGGAGAAGAACGCAUGGAGAGAUAAUAUAUGACCCUUCGUUGCUUGCUAUCGAAGACCACGAAGCGUUGGCUCAACCACCGGCGUGGCUGGACCAGUGUGGCCAGAACUUGGCGAAGUCAUGCUCCGGCCACUAUUUACCGCGCGAUGAGAGGCAGCUGUGCGAGCGGGAGACCAAGUGGAGUGAACAGUUCCUUGAGAAUCUGCACAAUGAUUUGAAGAAAGCUCGUUUGGGAGCAGCGGGUAACGCGACUGGCCCGCUCCGAGUCCUCAAACCUCGUCGCCUAGUAGAGCCUCCAAGACCUUCGACCCCAGAAGUGGAAUCUGUUCCCGAUUACGAUGAGGCGUCGCACCAAGCAGCUUUGGUACUGCAGAAGAUAUUGAGAGGGCGUGCUGUUCAGAACCUGAUGUUCGAAGGGCGUACCAGGGCAGCAGAACUCACUGAGGAGUUGAAAACCACGCACGGUCUCCAGAAGGAAGACAAGGCGCAUAUAGCUGAAGAGGAAACCAAGGCCAGAGACUAUCGGGCAGUGCAUUCGGAAGCCGAGCAAAAGGAGGAAGCAAUAACUGCACUGGUUGAAGAGUUGUGCGGUGGUGCAGUGUCCGCUGCUUUGGACUUCUUGGAGAAGGAACUCAGGAGGUUGAAGGAGGAGCGACGUCAGCACGCCUUUAUACUCAUUGCACUUCGCGAGAAAUCAAUGCGGGAGGCAGCUGAAGCUGGUCGUAGACAGAAAGAGGAACACCGACGCAAGGAACACGAUGAAAUGUUUAAACAGGUUCUAGGCGUUACCCAAGAAACUGUGGAUGUGUACCUCCAAGAGAUCAUCAAGGAAGGCGUGGACCUAGCAGCCGAAGCGGACGCUGUCAAAAUGACAUUGACAGCAGCUGACAAGAUAGAUCAGUCAAUUUUAGACCACGGCUCUAUGUCGACGGCUGAGCAGAACGAAUUGGUUGCGGAGCUGGUACAGCAAUUCUUGUUGCCUGAAGCGCAUAAAGCCGCUGCCAGGCAUCGCGUUUCAGCGCUGCAAGCUGCUAGAUUGGAAGCCGCUAGAAGCUCCAUUUUCGGAACAUUGGAUGAGGCUGAGUCGGGCAGAGAUGAAAGGUGCAAUCGAUGUGGCGGACCUCUGAACUACCUAUGCAAGUGUGCGAACUGCGAUUUACCAAUGCAGCCAACUGCCACCGAGUCGCGAGACGAUCCUCGAUGGAAGUGCGCGAGACGACACGAAGUUAAAUCCGUGGAUAAAACGUUACCACCCCCUAUUGAAAUACGUCGCAUGCUAGAUGGAAUUGUGGACGAAGCGGUCGGGGUCGCAAGAUAUGUGCGCGAAGAGAAAGAGAAGAUAACAAACUAUAUCGCGCGACGAGUUCGCGAAGAUACAGAAGUCGCGCUUGACGCUAUGGAGACGGUUGAAGAAGCUGUAGCUAUCGCAACGGGCGAGUCACCGGCGCGCGUGCACAGACCUCCUUACCGCCAUUACAUGACUCGCAUCCACGAAGAUGUGCUAGAUAACACCGGGCCUGUUGAUGCACACACAGACUGUCUCAAAGAUCUACCCUCGGAAAUAAGGCGUAGGGCGGAAGAAGAAGCCGCAAAGAUGGACCCAGCCUGUCAUUGUGAAGAUGAUCAGGUCAAAAGCACUGUCAAGUUUGCAAUGGGCUUAAUGGCACCCGAGGACAUCCAAAAGCUGCUGCCUUCAGAGCUGCGACAGCUUGAGGAGAUGCGGCGAUGCAAGUGUGACACCGACCACUCCGCCAGUCCCGCCACCGGCCUCACUGUCUCUGAAGACUACACUUCGACAACUGAAACGGACGGAGAAGAAUACGAAGAAGAUAAAAAUGAACAGUGAACUUAUAACAUCAUAUAUCAAUCGAUGGACGAAAUCCAGCGAACGAA